GCAGAGAGCCAGUUGGGCUCCACCGCAGACUCACAGAUCUCGGUCGGAAGCGGAUGAAGCAACUUCCACCGAAUCAUUUGUUGCUGCUACACUUUAACCUCGGGCGCACGUUUUAGUUCACGUUACAGUUAGAAUCUACAAAACACCCGUCACCAUCGACUGGAUUACAUUUAAACGAUGAGAGGAAAGUGGUGUUUUUUUCUUUCUUGAAACAUUGCCACACUUGCCGGUGCGGUCUUGCUUUCCUAUGAAAGAACCACUGUGGUAAUUCUCUCUGAGAGCGUCAGGGUGACACGAGUCGUGGUUACUAGAAAGGCAUGUCCUUGGACAGCGGACUUUUUUACUCGAAUGCUCUACUUGACUUCUAAACUUGUUGCUUUUGGUCCGCAGCAGCUACGGAAACACAUUUUGGAUACUUCGGUCGCUCGUUUUUUCGUGACGGCGGCAAAGCAACGGCAAAUAAAGUGGACUUUAACUGAUUAUCUAUAUGUAAAAAGAACUCUACUUGUGAUCGAAACGUAUUUAUGAGGAGAUGUCCUUUUCCUGCCUGGCGGAUCUGUGAGCGCAAAACGGAGCACCGACUCUGCUUCACUUGCACCGGGUCGCGCACAUUGGGUCACCAUGGCAGGUGGAGUCGCAGCGUGGCUACCAUUCGCGCGCGCCGCGGCCAUAGGAUGGAUGCCCGUGGCGAGCGCCCCGAUGCCCCCUCCACCGCGGGACAAGAGGCGAGGUCAAGACGGGCUGAUAAUCUUGAACGUAAGUGGCUCUAGGUUUCAAACUUGGCGGAAUACUUUGGAGAGGUACCCUGACACUUUACUGGGAAGCACAGAACGCGACUUCUUUUACCACGAGGAGACCAACGAGUACUUUUUUGACCGCGACCCGGACAUUUUCAGACACAUCCUUAACUUCUACCGAACCGGGAAACUACACUACCCUCGUCACGAGUGCAUCUCCGCCUAUGACGAGGAGCUGGCCUUCUUCGGCAUCAUUCCCGAGAUAAUAGGGGACUGUUGUUAUGAGGAGUACAAAGAUCGCAGGCGAGAGAAUGCUGAGAGAAUUCAAGACGAUGCGGAAAACGAAAAGAAUAACGAUUUGGUGGUGCCGUCCUUAUCGUUCCGCGAGACCAUGUGGAGAGCUUUUGAGAACCCUCACACCAGCACCAUGGCGCUGGUGUUUUAUUACGUCACUGGCUUUUUCAUAGCUGUUUCAGUUAUGGCGAACGUGGUGGAGACGGUCCCGUGCGGCACCGCGUCAAACAGGGUCAAAGAGCUCUCGUGCGGGGAGCGCUAUGCCCUCGCGUUCUUCUGUUUGGAUACGGCCUGCGUCAUGAUUUUCACGGUCGAGUACUUGCUUCGCUUGAUUGCUGCGCCCAGCAGGUACAAGUUUGUCAAGAGCGUGAUGAGUAUCAUUGACGUGGUGGCCAUCAUGCCUUAUUAUAUCGGCCUGGUCAUGACGGACAACGAGGACGUGAGCGGGGCCUUUGUCACCCUAAGGGUCUUCAGGGUCUUUCGGAUUUUCAAAUUUUCGCGGCACUCUGCUGGACUGCGCAUCCUGGGUUACACACUGAAGAGUUGCGCGUCUGAACUGGGCUUCCUGCUCUUCUCGCUCACCAUGGCCAUCAUCAUCUUCGCCACCGUCAUGUUCUACGCAGAGAAGGGCUCCUCCUCCAGCAAGUUCACUAGCAUACCGGCCGCUUUCUGGUACACCAUAGUCACCAUGACAACGCUGGGAUAUGGAGACAUGGUUCCCAAGACCAUUAUGGGAAAGAUCUUCGGCUCUAUUUGUUCUCUGAGUGGCGUGCUGGUGAUCGCUCUUCCUGUGCCCGUCAUCGUGUCCAAUUUCAGCCGGAUCUACCACCAGAGUCAACGUUCAGAAAAGCGGCGUGCCCAAAAGAAAACCAGGCUUGCUAGAAUUCGUGUGAGGAAGAGCGGUGGUGCUAACGCUUAUUUGCAGUACAAACUCAAUGGGAUGCUGGUGGACAUGGAGGAGGAGGCAUCAAAAGAGGCGGGCCAAGCUCUGGUAUGUAAGUCCAACCCCACUUUUGAUACCCAACAUCACCAUCUUCUUCACUGCUUGGAGAAAACCACGAAUCAUGAGUUUGUGGACGAGCAGACCUAUGAGACGAGCUGUAUGGAGGUUUCUGGAGUGAAGCCAUCCAUGUCUUGCUCUUCAUCAUCGUCUUCCUCUCCGCACAGCCUCUCCUGCUGCUCGCGCAGGAACAAGCGCAAGAGCUUUAACGUCCCCAAUUCCAACAUGACAGGUGUACGCAGAGGCAGCAUACAGGAGCUCAGCACCAUUCACAUCAGAGAGAGACCGCUGAGCAACAGUCGUUCCAGCCUCAAUGCCAAGUUCGAGGAAACGGUACCUCUUAAUUCGGAAGAGCAGCCCUACAUCACUGCCGCUGUCAUCAGCAUGCCGACUCCGCCUGUGACCACGCCCGAGUGCGGAGACUCCUCCAGCUCGACCGACUUCUUGCGAAGCAACAUUGUCAGGGUGUCGGCGCUAUAGACCAACCACAGUGACCAUUAGCUGUUUUAUUUGGCGACUGGACGCUGGAACAGAAGGAAUUGAUGGAGCCCCCUAGUGUAGUAGAGGAGGCAUUGCAGCAGGGUGGGCCGUAGCUGGGGUUUUUUACCGGCUCAUGUCCAGGGCUCUGCUUCACUGUUCCGGGAUGUCAGCUCCGCCUGUGGGCUCAUACAUCAUGUGACUCAUACCUGGGCCCUAUAGGCUUUCACUCAACCCAUAGAGGAAAUGGAAAACGAUAACCAUACCAUUGUGGUUAUUAGCGUCUAUACUUUUGAGUAUUGUGUGUGUUUGAAUUUGUUGUCUUAAAUUUAAUGAGGUCGACAGCUAUUUGUGAUGAUGCGUGUACCAGCAGGGGUGGGAUUUUACAGUAUGAUAUUUACAAGCUCUACACACAGAUACUUUUGAUACUUUGAAGUAAAGCUGGGCUCUACUAGGGUACAAGGUUUUUGCGUGCGUGCGCGUAUGGUAAAGACCGGUCUCUUGCAUGUUUUGCAUUCAUAAGUCUUUGUCUUAUUUCCAAUUCGGCAUGAGCGAUAAGGAUUGGCUGUGUGGGUGUGUUUAAUUGUCAGUAUUUUGCCUAUUUAUACAGUAUUGAUUUGCAGCAACCAGGAGCCCCAGAAUGAGCAGCUGUCAAAUAAAGGUUUUUUGUUUGUUGGCCUUUGUGGCGAUAAACAGAAAAUCUGUCUCGGACAUGUUGCAUUCACCUCUCGCUCGGCCUGAUAGAAUGUUUAUUUUUCCUUUUCUCAUGGCCGAGUGCAAAGCAGAGGUGACCAGAAAAGGGAAGCAACCUUUUGUGUUUCCGUGUCUGGAGAUUUUUGGCUCACACUGACGGAUGAGGUUCGAGGACUUAAAUACUAGCCAUUCCAUUUUAUACUCAAAAGUUUGCCAGUUAACUGUGAAAAGAAAAACAAUGUACUUAUUUUAUUUAUUAGGUUUGAUGAAAUUCCACUACUGUGCAUGUUGUCGUGAUCAUGGUGAAGCCUGGACCAGAACAUUGGCCCGUCUCUUAUUAAAGAAGUGAUUUAUGAAGAGCAAAUAUUCUCCAAAGGUUUAGAUAUAACGUCACAUUGACACCCAUUAAAACGAUUUUUAUCAGUUUUUUUGCAGAUUUGCAUUCCGAGCAUCCACAGCCACUCAGUGUUAAUGUAAAUAUGGUGUAAAAGGCUGAAUCUGGGUGUAAUUAAAAAAAUACUUCUAAAAUGCAAAAUAUCUUAAUAGCCUUAAAACAGGCUUUAUUUUUCAUAAGCUAAUAUAAUUUGUAUGUCUUUUGAUUUUGGGCUGAAAUAUGUUCUUGACAGGUUUCAUGACUUUCACCCUAAAGCAAACGUUUAAAACAAACUCUAUUCACCCCAAAAAAAUGAAUUCAUCAUCUCUCUUCUGCCGUUUGAUGUUUGGAAUUAGCAAGAAGUUAGUCUGUAAUAUCAGAAGAUAUUUUUUAGGAUAUUUUUUAAACUGAUGUCAGAGCAAUUUGAUGUGCUGAGAAGAGCCUCGCUCAGCACAUACACACACACGCGCACGCCACCGCCCCCCUGCUCAAUGCCUGCACUCAUUCCUGCUUUACCAUGUGACUUAUGCAACAAGAUUCCUUUUGUAAAGAUAUGCUUUGUAUUAAAGGGGAUACUGGGGAAUAGAGUCUCACAAAUGCAUAUUUUUAAAAUGGUGUCCAUUAUAUAUUCUAAAUGUAUUUCAGUUGUAAAAUACUAAAAAAUGAAAAGAUAAAAACAGAGUUAAGGGAGAGUGUUACUCGUGCACCUGUGCUGUAAAUUUGUUCUUCGGUGUGGUGAAAUUUAUCGCAGUUUCUUCUUUUUCCUAAUUUUCAUUGUGAAAUGUAAUGUCUCACUGUUUACUUUCGGAUAGCCGACUAAACGCAGCAGGACCGUAUGUUUAGGUUUGGAGGUUUUCUAUUUCCUGUUUUGAGGAGAGGACUGAAAGAGUGCAUGUGCUCACAGACUCCUGCCGUUUCAUCAUCCACCAACACCUUUUUUUGUUUUAGGACCCACGAGGGACUUUUAAAAAGGGACUUCCUGUUUGUGACAUAAUGUACAUUUAAAUGACUACAGGAUGAUGACGGUCCUUUGUUAUUUGUUACAGCUUGUGUUAUGGACAUGAAAAUAUGUGAAUUAUUGAAAAACAAUGAAAAAAUACAAAGCAGUUGUUUAGUCCGGUGCAGUGUAUAUGAAUAAAUAGAAAUAACUCAUUGUCCUAUUAAAAUACAGAUAAAAAGACAUUGUUGCAUUGUGAUCAUUGAGGAUAUUUUUAUCUCUCAGUUUUCGUCAAUGUACACAUUUUCAAUGCUCCAUGACAUCUGUAUACUACUGUAUACUGUAUAUGCUGGUGUACUCUAACAGUUUAUAAACAAAAAUCAUUUUCUUGCUUUGAGAAUUCUAACCCUAUGCCCCAAUUCGCAUAGUAUCAAGCCUAAAUAGUACUAGUAAAAAUAGAAUUAGUAUGUCCCGAAUCAUAGUAUGUUGAAAUUACCAUCCUUAACAGCCUAGGCAACAAUAGUCACUUGUUUGUAUGUUGCAGAAAUUGCAUAGGAACUAAAAUGUACCAAAACUCUGUGAACUGUAUCAUUUUGCUGCCUUAAAUUUCGAAGUACAAUUAAAUUGGUUUUAUGGGUCAUUUACCAGA
Messenger RNA from Triplophysa rosa, 5160 nucleotides. RefSeq names its product potassium voltage-gated channel, Shal-related subfamily, member 2 (gene kcnd2). Gene Ontology annotation, molecular function: A-type (transient outward) potassium channel activity; protein binding. Gene Ontology annotation, biological process: potassium ion transmembrane transport; protein homooligomerization. Gene Ontology annotation, cellular component: voltage-gated potassium channel complex; membrane. Lineage: Eukaryota; Metazoa; Chordata; Actinopteri; Cypriniformes; Nemacheilidae. The record is from RefSeq and is a predicted model, not a curated record. The coding region runs from base 622 to 2511 and encodes 629 amino acids. The transcript is spliced from 7 exons.